This is a messenger RNA of Tremella mesenterica DSM 1558, 693 nucleotides long. RefSeq lists its product as uncharacterized. Lineage: Eukaryota; Fungi; Basidiomycota; Tremellomycetes; Tremellales; Tremellaceae. The record is from RefSeq and is a predicted model, not a curated record. The transcript has a single exon. Bases 1 to 693 code for a protein of 230 amino acids.
AUGGACACUACAACAAGGUCGAGUCUAUCCACGAGGAACGGUCGAACAAGUCACCAAGGUGGACCUACAAAUCCCGCUUUCAAAAGAGCCGCCAAUGCGUUCUCCCUGACUCUCGCGGCUCUUGGACCUGAUCCAUGGGGAACCACACAGAAGAAGUCGACAGUUCGUUCUUCCGAUCAGUCUGGAGUCAACCAUGAGGAAGAAGCUCGUGAUUAUGAUAAUUCCACAACGCUGAGAAGGAGAAGUGGGGAGUAUCAAGAUGUUUCCAACUACAAAGUCAAGACGGAUGUAGAGGACCAACCACGGACUGCUAAAGAUUGGUCGAGUGUUCAAGGAGAUACUCAUGAUGAUCCAUAUGAACACCACCACCCUGUCAGACCCCCAAGUCUGGACAACACUCAUUACAACGGGGAUGGUCAAGGUAGUGUUUACUUCGAAGGAGACCAGAGUACAUACUUUGAUUACGGCGGAGAGGAUUUCGAGGCAGUCGAGGAGGAAGAGCAAGCCGAGGAGUUUGAGGAUAUAAUUCCUGAACCUGAAGAGGAUUUUGAAGAGGUAGACUUCAUGGCGAACUCUUCGAUCCCUAAAUCUCAGGCUGCUAUAGGAGGGAAACAGACCAGAGAUGAAGAUUGGGAAUUAUGGGAUACUUAUACCGUCAAGGGAGAGCCAAGAUACAAUGUGCGUAGCGGUUGA